AUGGGCUCCCAAGGCUCAGACGCUCGACAGAUUGACGGUGUUGGAGGAGCGACUUCGACGACUUCCAAGGUUGCCGUGGUUUCGCCAUCGGCACGAAUGGGCGUCGAUGUUGAUUAUACUUUUGUGCAAGUAGCAGUGGGCCAAGAGACGGUCGAUUUCAGUGGAAACUGUGGAAAUAUGUGCGCUGGCGUUGGACCAUUUGCACUUCAGGAAGGAUUAGUGCGUGCAAGACCUGGGGAGAAGACUCUGGAUGUCCGGAUAUUCAACACCAACACAUCGCGGCUCAUCGUCGAUACUGUGCAAGUAGAUGAGGACGGCUCGUUUAGUGAAGACGGAGACUACGCAAUAUCGGGUGUCAAGGGGACCGGAAGCGAAAUAAAAGUUGCUUUUGUCGACCCUGCUGGGAGCAUGGCGGGGGCUCUCUUUCCUACUGGGAGACGACGCGAUACUAUCCAUGUAAAGGAGCAAGACGGCAAUCGCUUCUCAGUCAAGGCCACCUUGAUAGACGCGGCGAAUCCUUUUGUCCUUGUCGACGAAAGGACGUUACCACCAUACCUAAAGACAGCCAGCAAAGAUACUGCUGGCUACCUCAGGCACAUGGAGUCGAUAAGAUGUGCCGGCGCCGUCAUGAUGGGUCUCGCUCCUGAUAUAGACGCCGCCGCAAAGGUCCGCGGAACACCGAAGCUCGCCAUCGUGUCUUCUCCUCGGUCAGAUCAUCACUCAAGGAGACAUGGGCCAGAUAUCCACGUGCAGGCUUUCAGCAUGGGCAAACCUCAUCCAAGCUUGCAACUCACAGGCGCGGCGUGCCUAGCGUCGGCAGUGUGCAUUGAGGGCACUGUCGCACAUGGUGUUGCAGGCGAGGGCAAGGGACAGUCGUCGUGGCGAACACAUUCACCUGAACGGGCAGCGAGUCCCUGCUCAGACUCUGAUGAAAGCUCUUCGGGUUUACUACCGAGCCCGAGGACUGUGCGGCUCUCGCAUUCUAGCGGGUCGAUUGCGGUUGAUGUUUUGGCUACGAGCUCGGAAUCAUCCGCUUUCGUUGAUCGAUGUAUUGUUUCACGGACUGCUCGGCGGCUGUUUGAGGGCAAAGUGUAUUAUUACUCGUAG
Alternaria arborescens is the source of this 1107-nucleotide messenger RNA. RefSeq lists its product as hypothetical. The record is from RefSeq and is a predicted model, not a curated record. NCBI's taxonomy places the organism in Eukaryota, Fungi, Ascomycota, Dothideomycetes, Pleosporales, Pleosporaceae. The coding region runs from base 1 to 1107 and encodes 368 amino acids. The transcript is spliced from 2 exons.